Molecule: messenger RNA, 3251 nt
Organism: Pygocentrus nattereri (red-bellied piranha)
Lineage: Eukaryota; Metazoa; Chordata; Actinopteri; Characiformes; Serrasalmidae
Gene: sft2d3
Product: SFT2 domain containing 3
Exons: 1
Coding region: 126-803 (225 amino acids)
Biological process (GO): vesicle-mediated transport
Cellular component (GO): membrane
Source: RefSeq, a predicted model, not a curated record
GCUUAGGGAAUAGUGCAUAGGGAAGUAGGGCGGAUGCAUGGGAUUCGAACGCGCCCAUUCCUGCGACAGUCGCGUUUUUAUAUCGUGCGCCUUACUUGUUGUACUACAACAACACCACCGCAGUCAUGGCCGAGUUAAACCGCCAGCUACAGGAAUAUUUAGCGCAGUCCAAAAGCGGCGCCAAGACCAUCUCACAGUCCAGCUCCAGCACGGCCAUUAACAUCGAUGAGGAGCCCGCCGCGGUCCCGGGCAGCUGGUUCGGCAGGUGGUCGAGUCCCUUCCCCGGACUGAGCAGCCGCGGAGCUCCGGCAGGCCCGGCGCAGAGCAGCGGCUUUUCCUGGCCGUGGUCCGCGGAGCCGGAUCCAUGUCUGCCGGCCAUGAGUCGCUCUCAGCGGCUGGUAGCUUUCGGUACGUGCGUCUUGUUCUCAGCCAUUUGUUUCGGACUGUCGGCUCUCUACGCCCCUCUGCUCUUGCUGAAGGCUCGGAAGUUCGCCCUCCUCUGGUCCCUCGGCUCUUUAUUCGCGCUCCUGGGCGCCGCGGUGCUCCGAGGACCGAGCAAACUCCUGGGCAGCCCGAGCCCCGGCACCGCGGUGUAUCUCUGCGCGCUGGGCGGGACCCUGUACGCGGCGAUGGGGCUCCACAGCACGGCGCUCACCGCGCUCGGAGCCUUGGUUCAAAUCGGCGCAAUCGUGGGGCAAGUGGUGGCGCUGCUGCCGGGAGGGAGCGCUGGAAUGCGGUUUGUUGGAGGCCUGGCAGCGUCGGCCAUCAAAAGAACCGUGACUGGCAAAACUAUGCCGAUUUGAGCGCCGGUUCGGGGCGGCGGGACGGACUGGACUACACUGACUCUGUGGACGGAUGCGCUGAUCUGGGGUUAAACAAAGCAGGACUUUUCAGCGAAGCUGCAUAAAUCAAACAUGACAAUUGUCCUAAUUUUGUAAUUAUAAUAGCCUUGACUACUACUAUUAAACAGGCUUGAGUUCGGGUUUAAGUUAUCUGGCUAACUGAGAGAAGACGCCUCUGUGCAGGACUACACGUCACGAUUUGUCAGGAAAGCCGAAUGACUUUUCCCAGAAGUGAGACUGAACAGUAGGAAUGGCCUUUACUGGUCAGGCUUGAGUUCAGGCUUAAGUUAUCUGGCUAAAUGAAAGAACGUCUGAAAUACUCAACUAGGGAGCGUUUCAUAAGCCAAAGCCAAAGUGAGCCGAAAGUGAGGACUGUCCAGUAGGAAUGACCUUUGGCUCAAGUUAUCUGGCUAACUAAGGGAACCCCUUCUGUGAAACUGGAGGGAGUUUCAGAAAGCAGGAUUUGUUGCUAAGGUGGUCAACAUAAGCCAGAAGUGAGGACUGUCCAAUAGGAUUGCAUUGGGCUUUGGGCUUAAGUUAUCUGGCUAACUAGGACAAUCCACUUUGGUGAAACACACAACUAGAGGGAGUUUCAGAAAGCGUGGUUAAGAUGGUCAGCAUACGUCAAAAGGACUGUUCUUCAGAGGUCAGGCUUUACUUUGGGUCCAAGUUAACUGGCUAAUUGAGAGAAGCCACUUCUGAAACACAGAAACGGGAUUUCUCAGUAAAGCUGGACAACCCGACCCUGAGUAAGGACUGUUCAAUAGGUAUGACCUUUGCUUUAUUGGUCAUGGUAGACUUUGGGCUGAAGUUGUGUGGCUAACUGAGAGAAUGACUUCUGUGAAAUACGCACCCAGGGCGAGUUUCACGAAGCAGGAUUUCUCAUUGAGAUGGGCAGCGUUUACCAAAACGUGAGGAAUGACCUGCUGCCUGAGAACAGCUGUGAAAAACGCACCACAUACUGUAAUUCUGGAACAGCGUGAGGCGGCGCUAAUCUGGAUUAACGGCAUUAAUUCAGAUUUUUUUCUUCACUGUGAAGAGUUGAAUGGGACCAAGCUCAAGGAGAAAGACUUGUGUUCAUCUGAGAGUGACCAUGGUCACGUCAAGAAAGCACCCACAACAGAUUUUUACCUUUUGUAAAUAAAUAAGGAACGUAAUGUACUCUCUCCUGGCUGCUCGGUGUCCUCGCCAUGCUGUGGCACAGAGCUUUAUUCCACAGACCGACUACAGCUGGAGCUGGAAAACACUGGCACAGGCCUCACUCAGACUGGGAUGGUUUACGAGGGGGCGUCUAUAAUAAUCGACACAGCUCAGUGAUAAAACUCCCACAUUCGGACUGCAGGUAUUAGGGCUGAACGAUUUGUGGAAAAUACCUAAUUGUGAUUUUUUUCCGACUAAUCCGGCGGCUGCUAUUUAAAUAGUGAUUUUUUUUUUUUUUUAAACUGAGAUUCAGGCCUGAUUUAUUUUGGCCAAGAAGACCAGAACAUCCCCCUUGUCCGGCUUGAGGCUCGACCCCUAAACGCAGUGUUUAGGUGUCGAAGUACCGACGAGUUGUGAUGUCAAAACACAUGGAUGUUUGGUUGCCUCUGAUUGGUCUAACUCACCUACAGGCAUUUCACAAACUCUUAAUAGGACCCGUCUCCCCUCUUAAAACGUAGAACAACGGUUUGGCUAAUGUACACACUACUAAAGAACCCUUGAAGAACCAUCUUUAUUAAGACGGUGGUUCUAUGUACAACCAUAAGGACUCAGCCAUCCAUUCGUAUGGAUGAAAAGUUCUCUGGUGUUUCUUCAGACUGAUGGAGAAUGUGUUCUGUGGAUCUAUAUAGAACGUUUUUGAAGAGUUCUCUGUAGGACCAAAAUGUUCUUCUAUUGCUAUAAGCUUGACAUCAACAAGCAACAAAGGAACAAUACCAGAACCCUUUUUGAUGCUAUACAGAACCGCAUGCAACACAUUCUCCGAUCUGAAGAACCAUUUCACCGCGCAAAGAACGUUCUAAGCAUGCGAAUGGGUCCGAGUGUUCAUGCUACUGUAAAGAACGACUGUCUUUACUAAAGAAGCAGCUCUUGCGUUUUGAAAACUGCGAUUUUGAUAUAAAAGACGAAUCUUUCAGCCCUAGUAGUUACAUCACCACAGGUUUCUAGUGGGCUUCUAGUACAAAUUCAGAUGUGUAUGGAUGAAGGGGGCAUAUGAUAGUAGCCACCACUGAGUCUUGGUUUUCUGAUUGACUUCGUUUUCUUUCUCCUGCUAAUGGUCUCACAGUGUAGAGUGGAUGGAGAAGAACUUCUACCACCCAAACCAAGUAAAUGAUUGAGACUCUGCUAAAUCCUUGUAACUGGGACGCGUUUAAGAUGGAUAUGCCCUACACCGUUCUAAAUAAAGCUUCUGUGUAGGUACGUUUUCGUUCA